GCUCGGCGCUCUGUUGCUCUGCCUGCGUGUCGUUAGCCGCCCGCCCGCCCGCCCGCCCGCGAGCUAGCUAGCCAGCUAGCUACCUAGGCAGGAGGCGUUCAUCGUCGGGCGCCGAGUCGAGCGAGCGGCCGACAAAUGUCCCCGGAAAGCUCGCCCGUCCCUCCGCUCAAAGUCUGACUUUUGUCCGUCCGUCCGUACGAGCGGACGCCCUCGGCGAGCGAGCGCCGGAGCGGUCGACUAUUGCUGCCGACGGACGCCUUUCCCCUUUCGGCCUCAGCUCGCUCCGUGGCUAACGUUAACAGCGGCUGCCAAAGAUGAAGAAAGCCCGAUUUAGGCUUUAAGGCCUCGACGCUCCCCGAGGCGGGCCAUGGCGUCCGCUCCCAGGAACUCGGUGCGUCUCCUGUGGCGGCGCGAGCGCGGCUGGCAGACGUGCGCCUCGCAGCGCCUGCUGCACUUACUGGUGGAGGAGAAGGUGCGCUCAAUGAAGUGGCAGAGUCAGAAAGUGGAACUGCCCGACAGUCCCAGAUCCACCUUCCUGUUGGCCUUCAGCCCCGAUCGGACCCUGAUGGCCUCCACGCACGUCAACCACAACAUUUACAUUACCGACGUGAAGACCGGAAAGUGCCUCCAUUCCCUGGUGGGUCACCGUCGGACGCCCUGGUGCGUGACCUUUCACCCCACCAUCCCCGGACUGGUGGCCUCCGGGUGCCUCGACGGCGAAGUCCGCAUCUGGGACUUGCACGGAGGCAGCGAGAGCUGGUUCACCGACGGCAACGUGGCGGUGGCCUCACUGGCCUUCCACCCGACGGCGCAGCUGCUUCUCAUCGCCACCGGCAACGAGCUGCACUUUUGGGACUGGAGCCGGCCGGAACCCUUCGCCGCCGUCAAGACGGCCAGCGACGCCGAGCGAGUGCGGUUGGUGCGCUUCGACCCGCUGGGUCACAACCUGCUGACGGCCAUCGUGAACCCGUCGUCCAAUCAGCAGAACGAGGAUGAGGGCGACGUGCCCGCGGACGGCGCGGAGCUGCCCCAGCCGCAUUUCCGCCAGCGGUCCUUCUUGCCUCAACCUGUCCGCCGCACGCCUAUCCUGCACAACUUCCUGCACAUCUUGUCGUCGCGCUCGGGCGGCUCGCCGGGCACCGGCGAGCAGGCCGCGCGCGCCCAGGGCGCCGACGCGGGGGAAUCGCCCGCCUCUCCCCCGAGCCGCUCGUCCAUCGCGGAGCGGGGGCCGCCCUAUCUGGGCUGCACUCGCUUCCUGGGCAUGGCGUGCGCCUGCGCGCAUUGUUUGGCCAACCGCGGCCCGUCUCCGCCGCCGGGGGCCGCGCCGUCGGAAGCCCCGAGGGCCGCGGCCCGGGCGGAACCCCGCCCCUCGGCCUUCACCUCGCUCUACUACGGCGGCGCCGAGCCGGCCUCCGCGGACUGGAGCGGAGGCUCGCCGAGCGCGGGCCGCGAGGUGCCGCCGCCCCGGACCUCCUCGUCUUCCUCGCUCGGCCUCCUGGCGGCGUUGCGUCAGCAAGAGGGCUCCUCGCACUCGCCCGUCUACACCUCGGCCAGCGACGGGCGGGGUUUCCCCCGGCGGAGCGACGGCGCCAAUACCAGCAGCGGGCACCACCCUUUCUGGGACGGCUCUCGCGGAAGCCCCGCCUCCUUUCGGAACGUCUUGCAGUGCAACCUCAGCCGCUACUUCCUGGAGUUGGAGCGCGCGCAGGAGACUGAGACCCCGCCCAACAACAACGCCGGCCCGGACUCGGCCGGGCCCUCUUCCUCGUCUCCCGCGGCGCCCCCUUACCCGACUUCGCCCCGUCCCCCGGAGCCCACCUCCCCUUCCGGAGGCGCCCGUGGACAUCUGAACCGCUGCCGGGCGUGUCACAACCUGCUGACCUUCAAUCACGACUCUCAACGCUGGGAGCGCAGCGGGCAGACGUCGUCGGCCGACGCCCCGCUCCCGAUCGGCGGGGGUUCCGAGGAGGGCGAGCGGCGGCCCGUGCCUGCCUUCCCUUCGGCGCCGCCCGCCGAGCAGACGGUGGGUCUGGUGUACAACCGGGACACGGCCCAGUGGGAGAGGGUGUACCGGCAGGCCCGGGCCCCCGAGGCUUUAAACCAGGAAAUGCCUGUGGACCCCACGCCCGUGGACGAGGACUACCUCAGAAGGAGACUUCUGGAAUCCUCUCUCAUGUCGUCGUCUCGUUACGACGUGACCGGAUCCAGAGACCACCCCAUCUACCCCGACCCGGCCAGGCUGUCCCCCGCCGCUUACUACGCUCAGAGGAUGAUCCAGUAUUUGUCCCGGCGAGACAGCAUCCGUCAGCGUUCUCCCCGCUACCAGCAGAACCGCCUGCGGGCCACGUCGUCGUCCUCCUCCGACGGGCCGACCGGCGGCGCGCCGGGCUCCUCGGACGGCGCCGACGUGGACUUUGACGAGUUGGACGAUAACGGCGAGCGAACGCGGCACAGGGCGCCCCGAAACGCCAGGAUGUCGGCGCCGUCGUUGGGUCGCUUCGUGCCCAGGCGCUUCCAUCUCCCCGAGUACCUACCGUACGCCGGGAUCUUUCACCACGAGAGAGGCCAGCCGGGCUUGGCCACGCACUCGUCGGUCAACAGGGUGCUAGCCGGCGCGUCUAUCGGCGACGGCCAGUCGGCGGUGGCCAGCAACAUCGCCAACACCACGUACCGCCUGCAGUGGUGGGACUUCACCAAGUUCGACCUGCCCGAGAUCAGCAACGCUUCCGUCAACGUGCUGGUGCCCAACUGCAAGAUCUACAACGACGCCAGUUGCGACAUUUCGGCCGACGGGCAGCUGCUGGCCGUCUUCGUUCCCAGCAGUCAGCGCGGUUUCCCGGACGAGGGCGUCCUGGCCAUCUACUCGCUGGCGGCCCACAACCUGGGCGAGACUCUGUACACCAAAAGAUUCGCUCCCAACGCUAUAUCCGUCAGCUUGUCGCCGCUGGGCUGCUACGUGAUGGUGGGCUUGGCCUCUCGCAGGAUCCUGCUGCAUCCCACUACGGACCACAUGGUGGCGCAGGUCUUUCGGCUGCAGCAUCCUCACGGAGGGGAAACGUCCAUCAGGAUGGUGUUCAACGUGGUGUACCCCAUGGCGCCGGACCAGCGGCGCCACGUCAGCAUCAACUCGGCUCGCUGGCUUCCGGAUCCUGGCAUGGGGCUGGCGUACGGGACCAACAAGGGGGACCUGGUCAUCUGUCGCCCAGUGUUCUAUCGCGGGGACGGGGAAAAUCCGGCAGAGUCCGGCGCGGAGCCUUUGUUUUCCGUCAACAACGGCGGAGGCCGGGCUCGGGCCUCCGACAGACCCGGGCCCGGUCGCCCGGGAUGGAGGCUGGACAGGGACAUGGGCUUGAUGAACGCCAUCGGUCUGCGGCCCAGAAAUCCCGCCCCUUCCGUCACGUCGCAAGGAACGCAGACGCCCGCCGUCCAGCUGCAGAACGCCGAGACGCAAACUGAGCUUUCCCACGCCGGCGCCUCCCGGCCGCCGCCCGCGCCGCCUCCGCCGGCGGCUGACGAUCUCCUACGGUCUCGCGACGCGGCGGGUCCGGUCGGCCGAGCUUCGGCGGAGGUCCCGGACGACGCAGGCGAGCUCCCGGACGGGAGCGCGUCGAGCGAGGACGCCCUGGCUCGGAUCCGCCGACUAAUCGCCGAGGGCGGCAUGACGGCGGUGGUGCAGCGCGAGCGGAGCACCACCACGGCGUCCAUGGGGGGCUUCGGCAACAACAUCGUGGUCAGCCACCGCAUCCACCGCGGCUCGCAGACGGGCGUCAGGAACGCCGGACGCCCCCCCGACCCGCCGGCUCCCGACCGCGCGUUCCGCGGGGGGAGGAUCGAAGGAGCUUCGCCGCCGCCGGGCCCCUCCUUUCCCUCCUCUCGCGACAGUUUCCGCGGCGACCCGUACGGCAGGUAGUGAACAUUUACCUCUGCCCGCCGAGCGCUCGCGAGUUUUGUACCGCGGGACCUUUAAACACUCGCGGGAGGAGGCGGGACUCAGCCGGCCCGGUUUACCGGACGAACGGGGAGCGGCUAUUUUUCACAUUCCCGCCGCCGGCCACGACCGGAGUCGCUCUCGGCGGUAGCGGAGACUCCCGACGGCCUCCGACUCCUUCCGAAUCAAACUUGAAAUGUUUUCCGUCGCCUUUACGUUCCCUCUCUCGCGCGCGCGCGCAUGUGUGUGCGCGCGCGCUACUGGCGAUUGUCGGGUCGCGGGGGGCGGCGUUUUGGCAGCGAGCGUUCGAUGCUGCGGUUUGGGCGCCCCCUACCCACCUUGCUUUUGCUUGACUUUUAGAUGUGAUCUUAUUAAAGAACAUGGAGACUCCAACGGCUGCUCCUGUUUUUAUUUUUUUUCCUGGACUUUUCUCAAUGCAACAGAUGUCUGGUGUUGAUAUGAAUCCAUCCGCAAACAGUCUCCCUGAUAUCGAUAGCGGGUCUUGCAUAAAUGAUCCCAGAUUUUGCGAGCAUGUCGGUCUGUUUAAAGUGAAACGUUUCUGCUUCUCUUCAGAGCGAGUGUCCAGGGCCGCCGGUUGACAAAGAAUGCGCCGAGUGGUUUAUUUGGCAAAAGUGGCCAAUAAGCUUUCAGUGUCUGUUGAUCCAACGAACGUCAUUUCCUAUACGUUUACAAUGGCCCUAUUCGCCAUUCCAUUUAAAGGAAGUGACCCGCGAUUAACCGGUAAAAACCCUGGAAUGCCCACAAAUCAAAAGGUAGGGACCCGUUAUCACCUGGAAGUGACCCUAAUGCCCUCCCACCCAAUUCAACAGGAAGUGAGUUUUAGUGGUGGGUUUUAGAUUGUGUUUACCUGCCACAGCAAAGCUACCAUCACAAUUUCCCUAGAAAUGACGUCUUGUAGUUAAGUUGUAAAUAUUUUCAAAAUGAGGUUUAUAAGAAUUUGGUCAAAUGAGGUAGCCUUAAGUGUGUGUAGCGGUUCGGUCGUUGGGAUAGGCAGUGUUAGAAAGGGUCUCUACUCUCAGAAAUGAGUUUUUGUAACUCGAGGUGUCUGGAUUCGGAGAUUUAGUGUAAAUUUCUCAAAAUGUGGAUGUAGGCAGACGGCUGAUGUGAGGGGACCACAUGAGCCGGAGGUGUCGAGGUCCCUUAUUUGGGAGCGGCGUCGGUCGGACAAGGGCCUGGGCCAUAUUGAUGGGGCAGUCAUUCCAUUCUGCUGCCUAGACACCCCAUAUGAAAGGGUGAGCCACAGAUGGCGGAGACCAAAUGGACUUGCCGUACAUCGCGCCACAUGCAACUAGGCCUUAGCUAGGUCCUCAACGUAGCGAGUACUCCAUUGUAGUCCGGGCCGCCUCCAGGUUCUAGCUUUAGCGCAGGGGUGGCAAAUCCGUCUUCAAAGGGCCACAGUGGGUGCUAGAUUUUGUUCCAACCAAAGGAGAUGAAUACCUUUACACCAAUCCGGUGUCAUCAGUUGAUUGCAGUCAGGUGCUGCUUGUAUCCUCAUUGGUUGAACUGUCUGUGCUGGAUUUGUCGGAACAAAGACCAGGAUCCACGGCGGCACUUUGUAGAAUUGGUUUGACACCCCUGCUUUAGCGCUUGGUACUUCCUGAUAUCAUAGUUGUAUGAAGUUGAUUUUGUCUGCACUUGUACUUGAAUUUUUCUUUUAUCCCAGACAAUUUGUUUUAGGUGUUUUUAUUUACCUGAGGCGGAAGUCGUCGCCGAAACACGUCAGGUUGGUAAAUAAAACGACCUAAAACACAAAUCCUGAUAUCAUGUUUUCCCACUCAAAUGACAUGAAAUUCACAGGCAUUUUAGACAAUCAAAGGAUCCAAUAAAAGACAAUACCCUAACCACUUGCUGACAGCACGACCAUCUUUUGACCUCCGACGCGGCGUGCUGUUAUAUGACCUCCGGACAGAGCCUAAAGGGCGCACGUGACGUCGGACACCGCAGAAGCCCCCUAAAGAAAAUACGCUGGCAGGCCGCGGCCAACAAUAAAAGGCCCUCACAUUAAGUCGUGUUCCGCAUUGAGAAAAGUCACUCAAAAGCACGGGAUUGACGACGGCCCGGCUGUUACCGUGAUCAAUCAGCAUUUUGCACUUA
This is a messenger RNA of Corythoichthys intestinalis (scribbled pipefish), 6043 nucleotides long. It is a transcript of the gene ambra1b, whose product is annotated as autophagy/beclin-1 regulator 1b. Gene Ontology annotation, cellular component: intracellular membrane-bounded organelle. Bases 368 to 3910 code for a protein of 1180 amino acids. Gene Ontology annotation, molecular function: protein binding. The record is from RefSeq and is a predicted model, not a curated record. Gene Ontology annotation, biological process: autophagy. The transcript has 19 exons. NCBI's taxonomy places the organism in Eukaryota, Metazoa, Chordata, Actinopteri, Syngnathiformes, Syngnathidae.